UUCAGUAGAACAAGAUGGAUUCCUCUGGCUGAUGGUUUCCCUGUUCUCCUCAAGAAUAUCACAACAGUGUUAAUACAUGUUCUUUGUUACUGAGAAUUUCUUUAUACAGAAAUCCAGAAGAGGUCAGUUAACUGAAAUAUGGCUGCUUUUCAAAACUUCACCCAUUCUCUGGAAGAGACUUUCAAGAAAAUUUUCAUUGAUUAUAUGAACAACUGGCAUAGAAACACCACAAUGAAAGAAAAUGCCUUGAAAGAAAGAGUUGAUGCUGAAAACUUAGAUUAUGUCAUUUUGUAUCUUAUGGUAAUGAUUGGCAUCUUCUCUUUCAUUAUUGUGGCAAUCUUAGUAAGCACAGUGAAAUCAAAGAGACAAGAGCAUUCCAAUGACCCUUAUCAUCAAUACAUUGUGGACGAUUGGGGUGAAAAGCUAAAAAGCCAGAUUCUGUUCCAAGAUGAUCUUAAAUCUAUUGUCCAUGAAAAUUUUGGAGCAAAAGGCAAAGCUAGCCCAUAAUCACUAAAAACUGAAUUAAGAAGUAUUGAGGAACUGGAAUGAGGGGUUAGGUGGUUAUUCCAUAAUGUAGUGGCUUCCAGAUAUGCUAGAACUUGUAUUCUGUGUAUAACUAUAGGAUAUCAGAUUAAGUUAAAUAUUAAGAUUCAAUAUCAACAGGCAGACAAUAACUUUGUUAGUACUAACCAACUAUGCACACAGUCAGAACAAAGCUUUCUAGAUAUCUUCAUCAGCUCAAGAAAUUACAAAGCGGGUUAAAUCAGGGAAGCUAGUUUAUAUUCUGAAAUUCCAGGCAGUUCCUCUUUUAAGAAUGUUUACAAGGUUGAGUGAUUAAAUGAAUAUCCGUGGGAGGAAAUUAUAAAAACAUAUAAAAAUACAUCAAUUGCUUUAUUAAAGAAAAUGAGUGAUGCCACCCAGACACUACAAUAUUCUUUUCAGAGAAACAUUCCACCACCACCACCCCGUUUUUUUUUGCUUCAACUAACCCGCCACUAGAAGAAGCCAGAGGACCAAAACUCUAUCACCACCAACUCUUUCCUGCUUCAUCAAGCUGUGACUGGGCCCAUCCUCCUCAGCGAAACCCCUGGAAUCUCCCAGCCCAGGAACAGGAAAGAAAGCUGCAAUAAGCAUCUCUACCUGCUUAAGGAGCCUG
This is a messenger RNA of Candoia aspera, 1156 nucleotides long. RefSeq names its product potassium voltage-gated channel subfamily E regulatory subunit 2 (gene KCNE2). Gene Ontology annotation, molecular function: transmembrane transporter binding; potassium channel regulator activity; voltage-gated potassium channel activity involved in ventricular cardiac muscle cell action potential repolarization. Gene Ontology annotation, cellular component: membrane. NCBI's taxonomy places the organism in Eukaryota, Metazoa, Chordata, Lepidosauria, Squamata, Candoiidae. The transcript is spliced from 2 exons. Bases 139 to 507 code for a protein of 122 amino acids. The record is from RefSeq and is a predicted model, not a curated record. Gene Ontology annotation, biological process: ventricular cardiac muscle cell action potential; potassium ion export across plasma membrane; membrane repolarization during action potential.